This is a messenger RNA of Vespa crabro (European hornet), 1863 nucleotides long. Its product is annotated as transmembrane protein 68. The record is from RefSeq and is a predicted model, not a curated record. Gene Ontology annotation, molecular function: acyltransferase activity. The transcript is spliced from 6 exons. Gene Ontology annotation, cellular component: membrane. Lineage: Eukaryota; Metazoa; Arthropoda; Insecta; Hymenoptera; Vespidae. The coding region runs from base 336 to 1238 and encodes 300 amino acids.
UUUAAAAAAGUGAAAGUAACAAUCAUUCCUCUUAAAUUUUAUGAUUUAGCAUAUAAUAAUUAUCAGUGCAUAAUACCGUAUGAACUUUUAAUUAAAUAUGUAAAUAUUUAAUUAUUAGUCUCCAAAAUAAAUACUGAAACAUAUGUUUUAUUAUUGUACAGUUUUAAAAGGAUAAUGCAUAUGUAUAUAAAAGUUAAUUAGUGAAAUAUUUUUUUAAGAAAUUAUUAUUUUUAUUGUUUAUAUUUAUAAAAAGAAAACAUGUUUUUUAUAACUUUCGACAUACAACAAACAAUACAAGAUAUUAUGGUUAAAUACAUUGAUGUGGAUUUUACACUAUGGCUGUCCUGGCUUUUAAUGCCAUUACUUAUAACAUUUUUACUUCCACUUAUAAUUGUUUUUCUAUUAUAUUUAACUGCUUUAAUAUUAUACAUAUACCGAUUACACAGAUUAACUAUUCAUUUUACAGAGGAAGAAUUCAAGCUGCUUAUGGAACUGAUUGGAAAAUUGCAGCUCAAUCUGUAGCUGCUGCUGUUUGGGAUGCACACGGAUGGAUUUGGCAUGGAUAUGAAGUUGUAGGUCUUGAAAAUAUACCAAAAUCUGAAGCAGCAUUAUUAAUAUUUUAUCAUGGAACAAUACCCGUUGAUGUCUACUAUUUUAUCGCAAAAGUAUUAAUAUAUAAUUCAAAACUAAUCUACACAGUAGCAGAUCGUUUCCUUUUUAAAAUUCCGGGUUGGUCUAUUAUUUCCGAUGUCUUGCGUGUAUUACCUGGUACAAUUCAGACAUGCUCAUCCAUUUUGAAAGAAGAAAAUUUACUUGCUAUUUUACCAGGAGGUGUUUAUGAAGCACAAUUUGGAGAUUCUUAUUAUAAACUUUUAUGGAAAAAAAGAAUAGGUUUUGCAAAAGUUGCAUUAGAUGCUAAAGUGAAUAUAAUCCCAAUAUUCACAAGGAAUAUUAGAGAGGCAUUUAGAACAGUAACUUGGAGUCGUAGAAUAUUAUUACGUAUAUAUGCAGCAACAAGAUUUCCUGUUGUUCCAAUUUAUGGUGGUUUUCCUGUAAAAAUGAUAACAUAUGUAGGUAAACCAAUUCCUUAUGAUGAGAAUCUUACACCUGAACAAUUACAAAAAAAGGUCGCUACAGCUGUAGAAAGUUUAAUAAAGGAACAUCAACCGAUACCAGGAAGUAUCACACGGGCCUUGUUAGAAAGAAUUUUUUCUCCAAAGAAGACACACAAAUCAUAGGUUUUAGAAAAGUAUUCAAUUGAAUCUUUUUGAAAAUCAUCCAUACAUGUUACUAUAAGAUACAAUGUGUACUUCUUAUAAUUUAAUAUAAUUACUAGUCUCUUACUAGAAUAGAAACAAAUUUUCCUUGUUUUGAAGAUGAAAAUCUUUCAAGAAGUCAUAUCUAUGUAAAAACAAAAAUAUCAGUGUUGGAAUAAUUGAAUGUGAAAUUCAUGUUUAAAUUGGAGGCCUUAAAGAGAGUCCAUCAAAAUAAUAUAUAAUUUUAUAUGUGUUCCAUUUUCCAAUAUACUUUUAUAGUAUACUAUAAUACUUCUUAGAAGUCACAGGUUUAUAGGUGUUUUUAUCAUUCUUUCAAUAUACGGGUAUAAAAAGGUGUUAUCAUUAUAAGUUAUGUUUAAGAAUAUAUUUGAUAUUAUUUUUUUUAUUGAAAUUAAAUCAGAAAUGAUAAGCUAUAUUUAAUUUGUAUAUUUUUCGUAAUAUAUUUAUAUUUGAUACAAAUGUAUAAGUACAUUUAUACACAUGUACUUGUAUCAUUAUCGUAAAAGCUUUCUUCCAUGGUGCAUAGUAUUUAUAAAUAUUUUGUUAUCAUUAAUGGGUACUUAAAAUAUUAAAAUAAUUUAAAAGA